This is a messenger RNA of Fusarium vanettenii 77-13-4, 486 nucleotides long. RefSeq lists its product as uncharacterized. Bases 1 to 486 code for a protein of 161 amino acids. NCBI's taxonomy places the organism in Eukaryota, Fungi, Ascomycota, Sordariomycetes, Hypocreales, Nectriaceae. The record is from RefSeq and is a predicted model, not a curated record. The transcript has 2 exons.
AUGUUGCAUGUCAAAAGUGCUGACUGUGUAGGCUGGAUGAUCUUUUGGAACGGCAACAACCUCAAGGUUUCCAACGUCUUUGUCGUCAUUAACUCUGUGGCGCAGCUGUACUACGUCUCGAGGCGUCUUCCCCCCAUGGACACCAGCUCCGCCAACUCGAUCCUCACUCAUAUUGUCUCAAAGACGUUUGCGGGUAUUGGGGUCUUGGAUCUCCUGCACAACUUCUCAGCGGCCUACUUUGUCAGCACACAGCCCUCUGCUGCUGUCAAAGUCGCUAUUGGUGUGGGUUUCGGCCUGCUUUCAGCCGCUAGUGACUGGAUCUUUGGCGGAUGUCUGGUCUACGACCUUGUUGCACUUGCUGUUGGCCAGUCUGUGUAUGGAAAUGUCGGCUGGAGUAGGCUGUUGGGUAUCUAUGCUGGAGGAGCUGCCGCAAUUGUAGGCAUGAAGAACUUUUCAGGAUCCCGAUGGGGCUAUGAGUCGCUUUGA